CCGAAUGGUUUAAAUACAACCAAGGUUUUGCUGGGCAGUCACUUUUGGUUUGAGGUUGAGAAGGCAACAUAGCUAAAAAGAGGAACAGUGAAUUUCAAAGUUUGAUCCCAAAACCGAUAUGGCUAUCAAGUUCAUGAUACUCCUUGCUCUUGUUUCCAUCGCAGUUGCUGCACCAAAAUCACGGAACUUUUUCGCUGAUUAUCUGUUCAGGAGAGCAAGUGGGGGAUGUUCUCAGGAAGAGUUAGACGGGCUUGCAGCUGCCGGUGUUGACCUCGCUAAAUCAAAUAUUAACUGUAAGCGGGAACCUGACAACGACUUUGUUCAAUUGGAUGAGUUGGGUGAAGAAGAAAAAAGAGGUUGCUCAAUUGACUACAGCUCAAACCCGGCAUGCUGCAGUCCUGGUUGUAAUUGGAUAAUGGAACUACAUUGUAUGAGCCCGAUUCAGAUGAUCUGCAAGAAAUAAAUAACAUAAUUGAUCGCUUGAAACUUUAAUCAUGAUUUUGUGCUAUUAUCGACGUCACAUUGACUCAUAAUAGUUCAAACGCUAAAUAUAUAUUUAUAUUAUAUAUUAUAUAAAUAUAUAUAUAAUAUAUAUAUAUAUUAUUACAUAUACUGUUAUAUAUACAUAAAGUACUUCCUA
Dendronephthya gigantea is the source of this 640-nucleotide messenger RNA. RefSeq lists its product as uncharacterized. NCBI's taxonomy places the organism in Eukaryota, Metazoa, Cnidaria, Anthozoa, Malacalcyonacea, Nephtheidae. The coding region runs from base 119 to 463 and encodes 114 amino acids. The record is from RefSeq and is a predicted model, not a curated record. The transcript is spliced from 4 exons.